Molecule: messenger RNA, 2318 nt
Organism: Micropterus dolomieu (smallmouth bass)
Lineage: Eukaryota; Metazoa; Chordata; Actinopteri; Centrarchiformes; Centrarchidae
Product: cilia- and flagella-associated protein 100-like
Exons: 16
Coding region: 289-2046 (585 amino acids)
Source: RefSeq, a predicted model, not a curated record
CAGUGUUAGACGUUGUAAAAUAUUUUAAUGCAAUGACUUCAUUGAUAAACAGCUAAAGUCAUGUGCAGGGCAGACUUUACAAUGCACACAAGCUAAGAGAGCAUUACAGGGAGACCGUGAAGGCAACAUUACCAAGACAACAGCAAGCAAACAGAACAGCGCAGCAAGAAGAGAAAAACAUUUUGUUGUGUUGUGUUAGUUCUGUGUAUGAACAGAAGUACCAGACGAUAGGUUGUAUUGACGUCAAAGUGAAGAACCAAAUUAAACGGUGAGGCAGUGCGGCGCAAGAUGACAGAAGUAACCUCAGAGAUGUCGUCACCAAAGCCCAAAGGACCAGAGAUUUCUUCAGGCAGCAUUGUUGUUUCAGAGAGUGCUGCCAAAUCACAUAAACCAGACUUGAGGAGGAGGAGGGAGACUCGACAGAGCCCAUUCAAAGUGCCAGACAGUAAUAGUAUUUUUCUACUGAGUAUCAACGAAAGAGGAGACCGAAAAGAGGAGAUGCGUAAAUUCCUGGCUUUGCCAAUUGAUGAGAAAACGACCCACGCUGCACGAAUGAUGGCCAAUCUGAAGAAAGAGCUGGCAAAAAGGGUGGAGGGGGAGGAGGCGGAGGAAGAGGAAGAAAAGGAUAAGAAGAGGAACCUAAAACAAAUCAAGAGUAGGACAGUUCUUUCUAAACAAACACCGGGCAGACAGGAACUGAAGAUGGCCAUGAUGAAACGAGAAAACGUUACAAAAGACAGCAAACAUGAAUUAAUCUCCAUGGAACGGCAGAAGGCAGUGUUGGAGCUAUCUCUGAUGACAAAGAGGUCCGAGAUUAUGAAGAUGGACAAGGCAAUUGCAAAAGAGGAGGGACAGCUGAAACGGCUUGAAAAGAUCAUUGAGAGAGACAACCUCAACUUUGAAGAGUUCCUCAGGGAGAACGAGAAGAAGUCUGUGGAGGCCAGAGCAUUUUUUGAACGGGAGGCCAAGUUCAAACAGGAGAAGAAUGCUGAGAUCAAGAAACUGACUGCUGAAAUAGGGACCAUAAAAAGUGAGAUCGCCAGGUUUGAAGAGAUCCUUAUAGACUACAAGAGAUACAAGAAGCUUCUGUUCAAGUUGUCUCCUCCAGAGUGGCAGGAGACCCAGAAGACUUUGAAAGCUAAAGUACUGUCUGACGGAGACUGUCAGGAGAAGCAGAACGGGGAGCCGGAGGAGUCAGCUAUGAGAAACGGUUUGGAGGGCAAGGUUUCCAGUCCAGGUCGAGAGCUGCCUUCCAUCAGAGAGACCAGGCUGUCCUCAGCCCCCAGCGACACGCUGAUGACACAUGCUAAACUGGAUAGUGACAGCUCAGAAUUUGAGGAUGAGCCAGAGCUGUACUUCACUGAUCCCAAACAGCUACUGGAUCUGGUGACAGAGCUUACAGAGCAGAACUUGUCCCUGAUUCAGAACUCUACAAGGGUGGAGGAGACACUGGAAGAGCUCCGACAGUCCAUGGAGACAACCAGGAAGAAGAUUGAAAAGGAUGAAGAGCAGCUAAUGCUUGAGCUAAACGACAUGAACCAGAGAAUCGACAAAGAGAAGGCAAGAGGCACCAAGCUCAAACAGAAGGUUCAGCUCCAUGUCUCAUUGAAGACAGAAGACCAGGACAUUAUGUUGGACGCUCUGGGUGAGAAGGUGGCAGAGGUCCAUCGCUGCUGCGUGGAUGACAGGAUGACCAACCUCAGCACCUUGGAGAAGCUGGCCAAUAUAGAGAAUCGUAUGUCUUUACUGCUGCAGGGCCUUGAGGGCAUCCCUGAAGAAAGCUUAGAGAUGAUGAAGAAGAUCAAGGACAGUGAGAGGAGGAGCCGGCAGCGUGAAGAAAAGCUGAGAGAGCAGAGCGAGAAACAGAAGGAAAGGAUGAGGAGGUACAUGGAGAGAUCCCUGGCUGACUCCAAGAAAAUAAGUGGGAGAAAGCUCAUGCCCAGAUGCAUGCCUGUUGCCCAGAAAGCGAGAGUCCGCAAUGUGGACAACACCCCUGCUGAAGAUGAGAUCCAUGCCUACCUCUUCACCACUGAGGACAUAGAGUAACAAAGAAGAAAGAAAAGAAAAUAAUGUUUUUAAAACAAGAGUGUAAUCAUGCCUCCAAGCCAGCUGGGGAGUGAAAAUGUUUAAUUAUUGGAUAUUUGGUUGCCUACACCACAUUAAUGACAUAAAUGUUCCUACUACACCUCUAUUGCUGACUCUAUAUGUCCUACAGGUGUAAUUGAUUCUAGUAAAUAUACAUCAAUUAUCUGAUAGUUGAAAUGUACCUCCAUCUGUGCUGUGCAAUCACUAAGCAAAAUGAAGAUGAUCCAAUUAUC